Messenger RNA from Parascedosporium putredinis, 837 nucleotides. NCBI's taxonomy places the organism in Eukaryota, Fungi, Ascomycota, Sordariomycetes, Microascales, Microascaceae. The record is from the annotation of a GenBank genome assembly.
AUGUCCCAUAGCAAGAGGAACACGACGCGGCCCGUGUUCACGGCCCACGAGCGCGCGCUCGCCCGCGCCGCCUGGACGUCCUCGUCCGCCCGCCUCACUCGGGACUCGUUCCUACCCUUUGGCUCGUGCAACCUCUGCCUCGAGCCCGCGCGGGACCCCGUCUCGUGCCACCGCGGCGACGUGUUUUGCCGCGAGUGCGCGCUGGCCAAUCUGCUGGCGCAAAAAAGGAGAUCAAGCGGCCCAAAAGCCCACCCUCCCUUCCUUCUGGACCCCUCCCUCACCCCCACAAUCGACCCAGAAACCGCCCUCUCCUCCCGCAAGAAGCCCAAAGACUCCCCCAUCUGCCCCUGCUCGCCCUCCGACGCGCCCCACAUCCUCUCCCAAAAACACCUCGUCACCGUCCUCUUCACCGAGGAGAAGGACCCUUCCUCUUCCCUCGCCCGCGCCGUGAAGCGCAUCUGCCCCUGCUGCCGCAAAACCUUGUCCAACCCGUCCAAGCCCGUGCUCGCCAAGCCCUGCGGCCACGUCCUGUGCCGCGCCUGCGCCGUCCGCCUCGUCGAGAGCGCCCGCGCCGACGCUGACACCCAGGGAGGAGAGGGCGAGGAGGGCGUGCUCACGUGUUAUGUGUGCGAUGUGGACUUGUCCGAGAGGAAGAAGGAUAUGAAGAAGAAGAACAAGUCGGGCGCGGAGGACGGAACCGAGGAUGUAGUAGACGUGGACCCGGCGCCGGCGCCGGCGGGGAAGAAGGCUAAAUUACAGUUGCCGGCUACUCUUAUCGAGUUGAGGUCCGAUGCACUCAUCAUACAUUGGGCAAUAUAUCUCGUAUUUUAUCUCUGA